AACUUGGUCACACUGUAGACAGAGCCGCAUGAUUCCUGCACAGCAGGCAGCUAACAACAAAUUAAAGUAUUAAAUCCUUAAUUAAAUGGAAGAUGAAGAGGACCCCAUCGUGGAGGAGAUACCAGUCUUUCUAUCCAAAAACCUGCAGGACAAUUUGUAUUUAUUUCAAUACCCCACAAAAACCCAACUGCUAAAUCACGAUGAUGCCGUUGUUGUCAACUGUUGUGUCAAACCAUUUACACAGGAGGUCAAGGUGGAUUUCGGUCUGAAUAUAGAGUCUAACCACUACGACCGCUUCAAGGGUGAGCAAUUUGCGGUAGCCGCCGAUGGCAAGAACACCUACGGCGCUGCCACGCCCAAGGGCGCGGAACGACCUACCUACAAACGUGGCAUCGUGGACAAGCAGGCGUUCACCAGCACGCGCUCCUUGACGGAUAUCUCCAAGUACGUGGUGGGCAUCUACACGGACAAGGAGUUACAUCUGUCGCCGCUGGCUAGCAUUGUACAGCUGCGACCCUCGCUCAAUUAUUUUGACAAGGAGGACAAGCGGCGCAAGGCAGAGCAAAAGGCGCAGACGGAGGAUGUGGACGACGAGGAGGUGGCGCAGCAAGUAACGGUAAAAUUCGCACGUGGCACUGGCGCUGGCGCCGCUGCAAAGAAAACCAAGGAGCAGCGCGGCACCUACGAUAACUUUGUUCAGCGCAUUGUGGAUGAGCCCUGGUGUGAGAGCUAUUGGCAUGCAAGGAGUACGCCCACCGCAGAGCUCGAGCGACAGAAGCUGUACAGCACGAACCAUCAGGCCAAUCAGUCACUGUCUCUGCCGCCCAGCGAAUAUCUGUACAAGCUGCUGCCACAUGAUGAGCAUGUCCAACAGGUAGAUGUGGCCAAUGUGCUGCCCGUCUAUAACAAGGCAAUGCUGAAGACAAUGCCGCUGCUGGAACAGCUUCGCGUGCUGCUCAAGGAUGCCAAGACACUCUCGUUUACGGAUAUACUGCACAUUCUCUCAGAACACAUUGAUCCGCAUGUCAACGCCGACAAAGUGCUGGCGCUACUUCCUCAAGUGGGAAUACUGCUGCACGGCAACUGGGUGCCCAAGUCGGAGGUGGUCUAUCCCGAAAAGAUGCUAUCACAUGCCAAUGGAGUCUCGGCGGAGCAAAUGAUACGUGCCAGAGAUUAUAUACUCUACAGAUUCUCGCGCACCCCAUGCCUGUAUCGCAACCAGGUAAUGACCGCCACCCAGUUGCCACCCGCCGAGACCUUGGACGUGCUGAGUACUGUGGCACGCGUGAAUGCGACGAAACGUUGGGAACUUCUGCUGCCGCCGGACAAGGAGUUUGAGCAAAAGCAUGUAGAGUUAGUUCAACGCCAGGAGUUGCAUUGGCGCGCCACGGAGCAAUCGUACAACGAAAUGGACUGGGCCAAGGAAACGAAACGUGUGCGCAAGCGAUCUACGCGAAAAAGUGAAUCACAACAGCAAACGACAAUGGCGAUGCCGCCGCCUGCGGUGCACCUUCCCACAGAAGCGUAGCAGCG
Messenger RNA from Drosophila virilis, 1533 nucleotides. It is a transcript of the gene Polr3E, whose product is annotated as RNA polymerase III subunit E. NCBI's taxonomy places the organism in Eukaryota, Metazoa, Arthropoda, Insecta, Diptera, Drosophilidae. Gene Ontology annotation, biological process: tRNA transcription by RNA polymerase III. Gene Ontology annotation, cellular component: RNA polymerase III complex; nucleus. The record is from RefSeq and is a predicted model, not a curated record.